This is a messenger RNA of Haemonchus placei, 339 nucleotides long. The record is from the annotation of a GenBank genome assembly. NCBI's taxonomy places the organism in Eukaryota, Metazoa, Nematoda, Chromadorea, Rhabditida, Trichostrongylidae.
AUGGUAUGUUUUUUGAUGGGUUUUGAUGACAGCGUGAAUCUACGAAUAACAGCUGGCAUACAGGAGAAAGGAUGGAGAGAUGACUUGUCGGAAAAGGCACUACAGUACCUCAAAUCUCCAGAUAGUGUGAAGGCUGACUUGAUUACCACUGAUAAAGAGUCUUUCAAGAAGACGGACCCUAAGCCAUUGUGGUACAGAGUAUUUACAAUGGUUUCAAAAUUACUGGAACAGAAAAAGGAGGAAGUUCUCCCACCUAUUCUGUAUGGAUGCAAUGGUGUCAUCACAAAGGGAGAAGCGGAGGACGUUCUGUCUGUUGCCUGUCUCUACACAUUCCAGUGA